GAUCUCUCUCUCUCUCCUCCCAUCCCCUCCGCCUCCCCCCCCUCUCCCAUCCUCUCGAAUCGGCAAAUUUUCUCUCUCCUCUCCACCGCCCCGCGGCGGAUCGCGCUAAAAGCCCUCGCCGAGGUUCCUCCGCUGCCUGAACCCCCGAAUCCCCAAUUUUCCGACCGAAUCCUGCCGUAAUUGGAGGUCGAUUCGGGUCGAAUUCGCGGGGCUCCGGUUAGUUGUCCCCACACCGGGAGGUCGUUUCGUCUGGGUUGCUUCGGCCGGCGUGAGGCGAAUUCGGGUGGUCGACUUGCUCAUGGAGGAAGGCCCCGCGGAUCUAGGGUUUCGGAGCUAGGGUUCCGACCGGCGGCUGCAAAGUCGCCUGCGGCGGCGAUCUGGUGAUGGUGCAGCUGAGCGCCGGAAGUCGGCAAGGUGGGAUUUGUGGUGGGGAAGAUGUGGGGCUAUGCAUGGGCGACGCCAAGGCGGUGGUGAGGGGUGCGGCAAGAGGCGGCUUCUCAUUCGGGGCAUGUGGCCAGCAACUCGCGUAGAGGCAGCUGCACCACCGGCACAGGGACCUGCUUCUCCUCCUUCCCGCUCGUCUGUUCCUCACCCCCUGACGACUCCUUGUCUGCCGGCACCUACUACUCCUACAGCGGCGACUCAGAAGCAGGAGUGGGUCGAUUCUCCAAGGCCUGUGUCACCCGACUCCUUUGUAAAGGACGGACGUGAGAUCAGAGUGGGUGAUUGUGCUCUUUUUCGGGCCAUUGAUGUUCCCCCUUUCAUUGGAUUGAUACGUUGGAUUGAGAAACAGAAAGAAGGUUAUCCCAAGUUGCGUGUAAGUUGGCUUUAUAGACCUGCCGACAUUAAGCUCAACAAGGGCAUACAACUCGACGCUGCUCCAAACGAGAUCUUCUAUUCUUUUCACCAGGACGAGACAUCUGCUGUCUCACUUCUCCAUCCUUGUAAAGUUGCCUUCUUACGAAAAGGUGCUGAGCUGCCAGCUGGAACUUCAUCAUUUGUAUGUUGGCGUGUUUAUGAUAUUGACAACAAGUGUUUAUGGUGGCUUACUGAUCGUGAUUAUAUAAAUGAACGGCAGGAAGAGGUAAAUCGGCUACUACACAGAACAAGGCUAGAAAUGCAUACUGCAGUGCAGCAAGGUGGGCGUUCACCAAAGCGGCUGAAUGGGCCAUCAGCUUCCCAGCAAUUAAAGGUUGGUUCAGAUGGGGGCCAAAAUUGUGGUUCAUCUAAAGGAAAGAAGAGGGAAAGAGGUGAACAAGGAAUUGAUCAAAUUAAACGAGACCGUGAUCGCACACUUAAGACUGAUGACAGUGAGCCUGGAAACUUAAAAGGAGACAACGUGAAGUCUGAAAUUGCAAAGAUCACAGAGAAAGGUGGACUUCAUCAUACCGAAGCCGUAGAGAAGCUAAUUCAUCUCAUGCAACUUGAUCGAACUGAACGGAAGUUAGACUUUGCUGGUCGAGUAAUGCUUGCAGAUGUUAUUUCAGCUACAGAAAGCCCUGAUUGCCUUGGCAGAUUUGUGCAGCUAAGGGGCCUUCCUGUAUUUGAUGAUUGGCUUCAAGAGGCUCACAAAGGAAAGUCUGGUGAAGGUGGUAGCCCUAAAGAAACUGAUAAGCCUAUGGAGGAACUUCUCCUAGCACUGCUUCGUGCAUUGGCGAAAUUGCCUAUUAAUCUCAAUGCCUUACAAAGUUGCAGUAUAGGGAAAUCUGUUAACCAUCUGCGAAGCCAUAAAAAUCCAGAGAUACAGAAAAAGGCAAAGUGUCUUGUUGAAAAUUGGAAGAAGCGUGUUGAUGCUGAAAUGAAGUCAAAUGAUGCAAAACCAGUUGUAUCAGGCCAAGCUGUAUCCUGGCCAGGGAAACCUGGUUUUGCAGAAAUUUCUAGUGCUGGAAACAGACGAAGUGGCUCAAGUGAGCCUAGUCUGAAAAGCCCAGUGUCUCAACUUUCUUCAUCAAAGGCCUUGGCUUCUAAACCUGGAAUCACUGAUGCUCCUGCGAAAUCGGGUCCUGUGGCAUCUGGGUCUUUGAAACAUAUGCAACCAGGAAAUGCUGUAACCUACUUGAAGGAGCAACCCAGCAAAUCAUCUGGUGGGGCUUGUAGCCCUGAGUUGCCCGCGUUGAAAGAGGAGAAAAGCUGUAGUUCAAGUCAGUCUCUGAACAACAGCCAGUCAUGUUCUAGUGAACACACAAAACCAAUUGGUUCUUCAAAGGAGGAUGCCCGCAGUUCAACUGCAGCUUCUGGCAUUACUGGUGGUAGAACAUCUGGUAACUCCUCACGAGUCCUUCGAAGAACAAACAAUGGACUUCUUGGUUCAGGAGUCCAAAAGGAAGCUACCGUGGCAAGAUCUACCUCAGUUGAUCGCUCUUUGUUGCAGGAAAAGGCAGCACAGUCUGGCGCAGAAUGUGAGAAAGGAACUGAAAUACCAUCAGAUCAGGGCAAUGGGCAUAGAUUGAUUGUUCGGUUUCCAAAUCCUGUCCGUAGUCCUGCUAGAAGUGCAAGUGGGGGUUCUUUUGAGGACCCAUCAUUUACAGGGAGCAGAGCUUCAUCUCCUGUGAUUGCAGAUAAGCAUGAGCAGAAUGAACGUAGAGUGAAAAUGAAAACUGAAAAUUUCAAUCCUCAUGCAGGCAAUGAUACAAAUGCUGAAUCGUGGCAUAGCAAUGAUGUUAAAGGAGCAUCAGUUUCUGAGGAAGGCGAUAAAUCACCUCAUGCUAUCUUGACUGAUGAUCGCAGUAGGAAAACUGAAGAAGCUGGCAAAGAUGCAUCGACUGCUCGAGUUUUUUGUUCAGAUGCUAAUGAAAAGGUGAUUUGCUCAAGCGAAAUUGGGGGGAGAAAUUCAUUCAGCCCUAUGAAUGCUUUGAUUGAAAUCAAGUACUCUGAAGCUAGUCGGUCGUUGCAAGCUGGAGAUGAUACAGCAAUGAAUCUUCUUGCCAGUGUUGCCGGAGAAAUAUCUAAAUCUGAGUUGAUUUCAACUGUUUCACCUCAAAAUUUGGCAGGAAAUGAAAAGGGCUGCGAAGGAGACAACAUUGGGAAGCUAAAAGUGGAAAGCGAUAUGGGCUUGUCACGGCAUGCAGGGCCAACAAAUGAUGCUGAGAAAAGCACCACUGAUAAGGGUGAUAAAAUUGGUGUAGGUUUGGUUGCAAAGGAGGAACAACACCAAGGGGAUGCAAAGGACAAGAAGGUCACAUCUUCUGUGCUGCCCUCUCUACCUGGAAUAGAUUCUAAAGCUAUUGAAUCUCUUGCUAAGACUGAAAAUCAAGAAGUCGGAGAUACAGAUAAUGGUGAAAAGUCAGUCACAAAACUGCCAGCUGAUACCAAGAUCGACAUAAAGUCCAACAUAAGUCCAUGUACUACAGGUGAAUUACGUGGUGGUGAUAAACAGGCUCAUGGUUUGUUAAAGUCAACAGAUCAGAAGCAUCACCAGUGUCUGCCAGAUAAUUCAGAAGCCAUUGACCGAUCUGGUGACAGUGCUGCUGUCAAAUUGGAUGUGGAGCCUUCAAUUUCAUCUUCAACUGUGAAUAAGGCAGGCUUACUGGUUGGUAACACUGUGCUGAGAGAGGAUGAAAAGAAGGAACAGCCUUUUUCCAGGUCUGCUGAUGGUACAAAACUAGCUAUAUCAGGAGUACCACCUGGUCCAAAAAAUGGGAUUAGUCCUAAGGAAUUAAAAGACAAUUCCAGUGAAUCAAGUAGUCACGCAAGACCUGGACCUACUGUCUCACAUGAUACUGAACAUAGUGCAAGGCGCAGCUCAAAGAAGUCGAGUGAUGAUGCAAGUGGGAAUGAGGACCUUGUCUCAUCCGAUGAUGGUUCUUCUUUUGCUGCCAAGAUCAGGUCAAGUACUACGGCCAAGCUUGAUUUUGACUUGAAUGAAGGAAUUCCUGGAGACGAAGUGCACCAUUCUGAGCCAGAUAUCUCUCCUGCUAUUUGUUCUUCUGUAAUUCAGUUACCUCGUCUUUCUCCAUUCAUAUCACCCAUGUCAAGUGGGCUACUUGCUCCGAUAACAGUAGCUUCUCCAGCUAAAGGCCCCUUUGUUCCUCCUGAGAACCUACUAAGGUUGAAGCCUGAGACAGGCUGGAAAGGUUCAGCCGCUACAAGUGCAUUUCGUCCUGCAGAACCAAGGAAAUAUUUGGAGAUGACACUCAGCGCACCUGGUGUUCCAGUAUCUCAUGCUUCAGGUAAACAUCGGCCAGCACUUGACAUUGAUUUAAAUGUAGCAGAUGACCACUUUCUUGAUGAAGACGUCUCACAAAGUUCUGUUCAGACAACUGGUUCUGAAUCUGGGCACACUAAAAGAAGCAAUGGUCCUGUACGAACUGUUGGUGUUGAAUUUGACUUAAACAGAGCUGAUGAAGUUGCAGAUAAUGGGCUAUUUGUGUUGAAUACUCCCCACAGGGUUGAAGUACCUUUGUUAUCUUCAAGACCAUUACCUGGAAUUUUCUCUAGUACUGAUACAAAUAGCUCGAGGGAUUUUGAUCUCAAUAAUGGACCAACUCUUGAUGAAAGUGGUGCGGAUCAGACAGCAAGGAGUCUAUCAUCUAAAAAUACCAGUAGUAUACCAUUCCUACCUCAAGUUGCUGGUGUUAGAAUGAACAAUGCCGAGAUGAGUAAUAUGUCACCAUGGUUUGCUUCUACUAACCCUUGUGCUCCUGUAGCUGUACAGUCGUUUUUACCUUCUAGAGGCGAACAGCCUCAUCCUGGUGAAACAACUGCUGGAAGUGGAACACAGAGGAUCAUUACAUCCUUGUCGGAUGGUGUUCAUCGUGGAAGUGAUCCCUGCCGUGCUCCAGUUAUUUCUACCUCACCAACCAUGGUUUUUCACCCUCCUGCAUAUCAAUACGCAGGAUUUCCUUUUACUCCUGGUAUGCACCUUCAAGCACCAGGGUUUUCAAUUGGGUCAACAUCAUAUGCCAAUUCAGGACCUGCAGGACUUCCAUAUUUUCCUGGCAUUGCUCCAACACUCUUAGGGCCAGCAGGCGCGAUGCCUGCUCAGCAUGCUAGGCAAUAUGCAAUAAACCUUCCUGAAGGAACCAGCACUGUUGGACAUGACAGUAAUCGGAAAUGGGGAAGGCAGGGCCUUGAUCUUAAUUCUGGCCCGGGAAGUGUAGACGCAGAAAUAAAGGAUGAGCGAGUAUCUUUACCAGUUAGACAAAAUUUGAUCACCCCACCGCAUGCCUUUGGGGAAGAGCAUACAAGAGCAUACCAAAUGCCAGGUGUUGGAAUAAAGAGGAAGGAGCCAGAAGGCAGUUGGGAUGCAGAACGGUCCUCAUACAAGCAAUUAUCAUGGAAAUGAGCUUUUAACUGUAUCAUUUCUCAUUUCACAGUGGCUUCAUCUUCCAGUGAGCUUGUAUGUACUUGUAUUCCGUCUCCAACUACCUGCUUUUUUUUUCUGACUUGCAGCUUUCUUUUGAAUUUUUCUUUUGAAAUUAAGGCACGGUGCUUGUGUUUGCAGAGGCAACUGCAUGUUGAACUUGGCUGGAAUAUACAGUUCAUACGUGACCCAAUGAUGUGAAUUGUGAGAGGAAUGAUACCUUGCUGUAAAUGUUCAUCAUAUUUCUUACUUCCCUGGAGACAAUUUUCCUUGGCUUCAGCAGUUGCUUUGCUAGAUUUUCUUAGCUGUCAGGCAUGCUUCUAAUUUGCUCCGGUAUUUCUGGAGAUGGAUUGGUAUAGGUCCUGAGCCUCAAGAAACAUCUGAAGUCCUUGUAAUUAGUUCAGCUUGUUUGUUUAAACUUUCUUAUGACAAACCAUUUCACAUUGUUGAGCAAAUCUGCUGCUUUACAUAUGAUUUAGACGUGACAUGUAUUUAUGUGUAACCGUUGCAUCGGUUUGCUCAUGUAACAGUAAGGGUAUCCAGUGGACUGUUUUGCAA
Oryza brachyantha (malo sina) is the source of this 5860-nucleotide messenger RNA. RefSeq lists its product as uncharacterized. Gene Ontology annotation, cellular component: nucleus. The transcript is spliced from 3 exons. Gene Ontology annotation, molecular function: chromatin binding. The coding region runs from base 446 to 5284 and encodes 1612 amino acids. NCBI's taxonomy places the organism in Eukaryota, Viridiplantae, Streptophyta, Magnoliopsida, Poales, Poaceae. The record is from RefSeq and is a predicted model, not a curated record.